AUGAAAAACCAAAGCUUCAUAACUGAAUUUGUCCUCCUGGGGCUUUCACAGAAUCCUACUGUUCAGAAAAUAGUAUUCAUUGUGUUUUUGUUGGUCUACAUUGCAACUGUUGGGGGCAACAUGCUGAUUGUAGUGACCAUCCUCUGUAGCCCUGCACUGCUGGGCUCCCCCAUGUACUUCUUCUUGGCUKUCCUGUCCUUCCUGGAUGCCUGCUUCUCCUCUGUCAUCACACCAAAAAUGAUUGCAGACUCCCUGUACAAGAGGAAAACCAUCUCCUAUACAGGAUGCAUGAUUCAACUUUUUGCUGAACACUUCUUUUCUGGGGCAGAGAUGAUUAUCCUCACAGUCAUGGCCUAUGACCGCUAUGUGGCCAUUUGCAAGCCCUUGCACUAUUCUUCCAUCAUGAACUGGAGGCUCUGUGGCAUUCUGGUGGGGGUGUCCUGGACAGGGGGCUUCUUGCAUGCCAUCAUACAGAUUCUCUUUACUUUCCAGCUACCCUUCUGUGGGCCUAAUGUCAUUGAUCAUUUCUUAUGUGACCUAUACCCAUUACUGAAGCUGGCCUGCACUGACACUCAUGUSCAAGGCCUUCUGGUGAUCGCCAACAGUGGACUAAUCUGCAUCAUCAACUUCUCCUUGCUGCUGGUCUCCUAUGGUAUCAUCUUGUUCUCCCUGAAAACAYACAGUUCUGAAGGGCGGAGGAAAGCUCUGUCCACCUGUGGAUCUCACAUUACUGUUGUGGUUUUGUUAUUUGUCCCAUGCAUAUUUAUAUAUGCAAGACCUCCUUCUGCUUUCUCUUUUGAUAAAGAAGUGGAAAUAUUUUACACCAUCCUGACUCCCUUACUCAAUCCUUUGGUGUAUACAUUGAGGAACAAAGAAGUGAAAACAGCCAUGAGGAGAUUAUGGAAUAGACUGUUGGUGGUUUUGCAGAAGAAAUGGUGUAUUGUAGUAUAA
Urocitellus parryii (Arctic ground squirrel) is the source of this 951-nucleotide messenger RNA. RefSeq names its product olfactory receptor 4C15-like. The record is from RefSeq and is a predicted model, not a curated record. Gene Ontology annotation, cellular component: membrane. Gene Ontology annotation, molecular function: olfactory receptor activity; G protein-coupled receptor activity. Gene Ontology annotation, biological process: G protein-coupled receptor signaling pathway. NCBI's taxonomy places the organism in Eukaryota, Metazoa, Chordata, Mammalia, Rodentia, Sciuridae.